Molecule: messenger RNA, 2049 nt
Organism: Cladophialophora yegresii CBS 114405
Lineage: Eukaryota; Fungi; Ascomycota; Eurotiomycetes; Chaetothyriales; Herpotrichiellaceae
Exons: 3
Coding region: 1-2049 (682 amino acids)
Biological process (GO): reciprocal meiotic recombination
Source: RefSeq, a predicted model, not a curated record
AUGCCUUCUCAAGGCUCUCAACCGCUUUCCCAGUCGUCUCCUUUGUGUCUUCCGUUGCUCAAGUUUUCCUAUGCUACUGUUUCCAAUGACAAUAUUGUUCCCAUACCAUGGAUCCAUCUGUCCAGCAAGAAUGCUCUUUUUGCCAUCUUCGAAACCAGCCCCGUUCAGCUCGAGGAUGGCCGCACAGAGGACAGACAGAAAUUCAAGGUCUUGAAGGAUCCAGAGGUCAUGGAAGAACUCGAUCUCAACGCUCUUUCCGUCGAAGCUAACCGUGUUCUGGCUCAAGCACCGGCUGUCUCAUCUGCUAAUAUUCCCAUUGUCGCUGUUAUUGUCAAAGUCCCGAUGAUUGCUAUCAAAUAUCCGCUGGACAAUGGACAGAUCCGCCGUUUCCAGAUCCGCUUUAGCAAGAACGAAGACUAUUACGACGCCAUGAAAAUGCUGGCCCGCGCUAAUGUACCCACCGUUGAAGCCGGCACCUUUCCCAGCGUCAAACCUCAGCCAGCUCCGAAGGCGCCUUCGGUCAGUCUCGUCGCACCUGAUGAAUCGGCUUCUCAGGUCGAUGGGGACACUGGUGGUCCCAGAACAUACGUUAUCAACGACGGCGCGUCCUCCAUCUCAGGCUCUCGGCUAGCUCCAGUGGCGCCUUCCGCGAUGCCACCUCCCCAGAUAUUCUCAGCGUUCGCGAACCGUGGAGAACAUCGGGUAAUGGGACAACCUUCGGCUAUCAGCCCGAUGCAGACAGGUCUCCGAACAGGACCCCGCCCAGCCUAUCCAAAAUCAAAUAUUUCAUUGAGUACAGCCACGACUCUUGUCCCUGGAAAGCAGGAAUUCAGAUCCUACCCGGUACAAUCUAGUAUUCGGGAUUUGAAAGGCGCCUUGCACCAAAGAGAAAGCAUCCCUGAGGCUGAAAGGCAACAUGGGGAUUUCGUAACGGCGCAGCCUUCCCACAUUGCGAUGCCUCGUCAGGAAGUGACUCACGACCUUCCUCGCAAUAGGCAGAAAACUCCGGUCCGGCCAAUGUAUCAAGGGGAAUCUAAUCAUCCUGACACGUUGCGUACAACUAGAAGCAAUACGUCGAUAUCUCAGCAUUGCCAGGAGAACAGACACUUACAGGAAGCUGGCCAAGCCAAGCCGGAGCCUCCGACAAAGACCAACGGAAAGGCUAGGGGUAAAAGAGGCGCACCCAGCAACGCGAAGAAGGCACCGGCAUCUAAAAAGCCACGAGCAGCCGCUGUUUCCACGAGGAAGGGGAAGCCGGCUGCAAAGAAGUCACCGGUACCGACAGUUGAAGAAUUACUUCAACAGCCAGGAUACAGCCUGCUUCCAUAUGAGUCCGCUACUACCUCUCGAAGUAUGCCUUGUGCGCGAGAGGCCGUCCCUCCGCAUGAAGGCAGCCGAACGAACAGACGGAGUACAGAGAUACCAGAAUCAGAGCACGGAGCCCAUAAUUGCGAAGGCGCGAGUCCCGAGCUGGGCGAAGUCGUGAGCAGCCGCGUAACCCGAUCUGCUUCGCGGUCGCUUGCAUGCGUCCGACCGAGUGUCAUAACCAAGCAAGCGCGGGCGACAGAUAUUGCCGCCUCCAAAGGUGCACUGCCACCAUGCACGCCCGCGGAUCAGAUCAUUGGCGACCCUGCGACACCUGCAUCACCUAUCAUGCAAGCACAUGCCACUCCCCUCGAAACGAGGGAGCCACGUCGAGGACGAAACAUCAGCCAAGACCUGCCGCCAGUCACUGUACCUGCUGCGUUGAGCGACCCGUUACUGCCCGUGGCAGAGCAAUGCAUGGUCCACGACCAGAAUUUCGACCUUUUAAAUGCUGACUCUCGGCUCGAAGCGUGGCACAAACUUCCACCUCCGACCCGACUAGCCGCGUUGCGGAGUUACUUUUGUGAAUUAAUACUGAAGGAAGAGUUUGUGGAUCUGGUCAAGAAUAUAAGUUCGCUGUGGGAAGGGGCAAUUCUGGAAGGUCGUGUGACAAGGGAUCUCGUGCCACCAGCGAAGGAGAAUGCAACGGACGACGAAGCAGAACAACUAUUCAACCACGGCUAA